CACGGCGGAUCCUCUACUAACUGGCAGUUUAAAUAACCAAUAAUAAUGUUUCAGCAGAUAGUUAUCCCUUCACACAUGAUUAAUUUGCUGGGUAAAGCAGAGGAGGCGGUACCCACAAAGGAAUUAUAACUAUGCCAAGCCCGCUGUCUGUGUCUGAUUGACGUAUGUUCUGUCCAAUCAACGCUGUACUCCCUCACCCAAACUGCGCAACGACUGAAUGGCUUUCAUUCUACGUGAAGGGGCUUUACCUUGGAUUGGCGUGGCCUUGGACCAAUUAGCAAACAGUGCGCGUCUCGGCGCAGAGUGAGGAGGUGCGCGGGAUGGCGGCCGCUUGUAGUCUUGGGGUACUCAGUGGGGAUUGAGAGAAACCGGAGAACGAAAAAGAGCUAGCACAAGGAAAUAGGGAGCAACCCUGUAAUCAUCGGGGGAACGGAAUACGCAAGUUGCCUGGUGAGGAGCAGCAGGUAUUUACCUUGGAAAACCCCUCCCUGUGGCUUCAUGUUGACCAUUCUGGAUUUUCUUAUUCCUGAGACUCUCCUUUACUGCAUUUGGUUUGGGUCAAGCUUGGUUUGGGGUACUGUAUCUGGUUUUCAUUGCUAGUGGAGUUAUUGUGGCCUGUCAUGAGCUCCCAGACUCAUUCAGAUGGAAUUUCUGGUUUGGACCAACCAGUGGACCUUUUAACACAGACCCGUGCCAAACACAUGCCAAGCACUGUUGAUGUGAGUGCUGCACUGCCGCUGCAAGUGGCCCCCAGUGCUCUUCCCAUGGACCUGCGGCUAGACCCCCAAUAUACCAUUUCAGCCCAGGAGCCCGGUGGGAGAGAGCAACAGCUGCAGCAAGAGCUCCUGGCCUUGAAGCAGAAGCAGCAGAUCCAAAGGCAGCUUUUGAUUGCCGAGUUUCAAAGACAGCAUGAGCAGCUGUCCCGCCAGCAUGAAGCUCAGCUCCAUGAGCAUAUAAAGCAACAACAAGAGCUCCUGGCUAUGAAACAUCAGCAGGAACUGCUGGAACACCAGAGAAAGCUGGAGCAGCACCGACAAGAGCAGGAGAUGGAGAAACAGCAGCGAGAACAGAAGCUGUUGCAGUUAAAGAAUAAGGAAAAAGGAAAAGAAAGCGCUGUGGCAAGCACUGAGGUCAAAAUGAAAUUACAAGAGUUCGUUUUAAAUAAGAAGAAAGCUUUAGCUCACAGGAGCUUAAAUCAUUGCCUGUCCAGUGACCCUCGCCUCUGGAAAACUCAGCAUAGCUCUCUUGACCAGAGUCCUCCACCACAGGGUGUUGUGUCUGCCUCAUAUCACCAAGCUGUCCUUGGAAUGUACGACUCUAAGGAUGACUUCCCACUGAGAAAAACAGCAUCUGAGCCUAAUCUGAAGUUGCGCUCAAGACUGAAACAGAAGGUUGCAGAGAGGAGAAGUAGCCCCCUGCUUCGGAGGAAAGAUGGUCCUGGCAUCACUACCUUGAAAAAGCGUCCUUUAGAUGUGUCUGAUUCUGCAUGUAACAGUGCUCCAGGCUCUGGUCCAAGCUCUCCAAACAAUAGUUCAAGUAACAUCAGUUCAGAAAAUGGCAUAGCUGGUCCUUUAGGAAUCCAGACAGAGGCUUCACUGGCUCACAGACUUGCGAACAGGGAGAACUCAGUAUCGCAGCUCCCUCUAUACACAUCACCCUCUUUACCCAAUAUUACGCUAGGACUGCCUGCUAGUGGUUCUACCAAUGGUGGAUCAGGACAGGAAAACGAAUGCCUUCCUCUGCCUGCUCUACAACAACGGCUUUCCCUGUUUCCAGCUGCUCACCUCACUUCUUACCUUGGACCUGAGGCCACAAGCUCUCAUAAUCAGCUCUUACAGCAUAUGGUACUACUAGAACAGCCUGGUGCGCAGAGUUCAUUGAUAUCAGGUUUGGGGACCCUACCACUUCACUCCCAGUCUCUUGUGUCACCUGAUCGUGUAUCCCCUACCAUGCACAAGUUACGUCAGCACCGUCCUUUAGGUCGUACUCAAUCUGCUCCACUCCCACAGAAUUCACAUGCCCUGCAACACCUGGUCAUCCAACAACAGCACCAGCAAUUCCUGGAGAAGCACAAACAGCAAUUCCAGCAGCAGCAGCUUCACCUAAACAAGAUGAUUCCUAAAGUGAAUGAAGCCUCGCGGCAGCAUGAGAGCCACCCCGAGGAGACUGAGGAGGAGUUACGCGAGCAUCAGGCACUACACGAGGAACCUUAUGCAGAGCGUUUAGCUGAACAAAAGGAACUAAGCCCUGGCAGUGUGGUGCAUGUAAAGCAGGAGAAAGAGGAAAGCGAUGAUGAAGACAAUACACUGGAAUUGGAACGGAGUAAAAUGCAAUCUGACCCAGACCUGCUGUUUAGACAGCAAACAUUAUUACUGGAGCAACAGCGCAUUCAUCAACUGAGAAACUAUCAGGCUUCCCUAGAGGCUGCAGGCUUAGUUGUGCCAUUCAGUGGGCAUCGGCCUCUCUCAAGAGCGCAGUCCUCACCUGCCUCUGCGUCAUUUCCCAUGUCUGUACAGGAGGCCCCCAGUAAACCCAGGUUCACCACAGGCCUUGUGUAUGAUACAUUGAUGUUAAAACACCAGUGCAUCUGUGGGAACACAAACAGCCAUCCUGAGCAUGCUGGCAGAAUACAAAGUAUUUGGUCAAGGCUUCAAGAAACUGGUUUACGUAGCAUGUGUGAGUGUAUUCGGGGCAGAAAGGCAACCCUGGAAGAAUUGCAGACUGUGCAUUCUGAGGCUCACACUCUCUUAUACGGCACCAAUCCCUUGAACCGUCAGAAGCUUGAAGGUUCCUUGGCUUCUCUCUUCGUCCGUCUGUCAUGUGGUGGGGUUGGGGUUGAUAGUGACACGAUUUGGAAUGAAGUGCACUCUUCCGGUGCUGCCCGUCUUGCAGUUGGUUGUGUUGUAGAAUUGGCUUCCAAGGUGGUUUCUGGAGAGCUGAAGAAUGGCUUUGCUGUGGUUCGUCCUCCUGGUCAUCAUGCGGAAGAAAGCACACCUAUGGGGUUCUGUUACUUCAACUCUGUAGCAAUAGCUGCUAAGGUUCUCCAGCAACGAUUAAAUGUCGAGAAGACUCUGAUUGUGGACUGGGAUGUUCACCAUGGGAAUGGUACUCAACAGGCCUUUUACAGUGACCCGAAUGUCCUUUAUAUAUCACUCCAUCGUUAUGAUGAUGGUAACUUUUUUCCAGGCAGUGGGGCUCCAGAUGAGGUUGGCACAGGCCCUGGCGUGGGUUUCAAUGUGAACAUGGCUUUUACUGGUGGUCUGGAGCCUCCCAUGGGAGAUGCAGAAUAUCUGGCAGCUUUCAGGACAGUUGUGAUGCCCAUAGCUGCUAAGUUUUCUCCAGAUGUGGUUUUGGUGUCUGCUGGCUUUGAUGCAGUAGAAGGGCACCCAGCUCCACUCGGUGGUUACAAUGUCUCAGCCAAGUGUUUUGGGUACCUGACAAAGCAACUUAUGGAAUUAGCUGGAGGGCGUGUUGUUCUAGCUCUUGAGGGAGGCCAUGAUUUAACUGCUAUUUGUGAUGCCUCUGAAGCCUGUGUGUCUGCCCUGCUGGGAAAUAAGCUGGAACCACUUCCUGAAUCUGUAUUGCAGCAGAGACCAAACGGCAAUGCAGCCAGGUCAAUGGAAAAUGUUAUUCAGAUCCAAAGUGAAUACUGGCCUUGUUUGCAUAUAACUUCCUCGACUGUGGCCUACUCACUUAUUGAAGCUCAAAAGUGUGAGAAUGAGGAGGCAGAGACUGUGACAGCAAUGGCAUCCCUGUCUGUAGACGUUCGUCAGGAACGAAGGACUGAGGAUGAGCCAAUGGAUGAAGAACCUCCACUGUAGCAGCAUCUGGAAACUGUCGGUUGUAUAAUUCCAUGUCUUUGAUGGGAGGUGUCUUCUCCAAUUUCUCUGCCUGUGCUCGGUCCACAGAAAGACGAGCAGUGAUCUGGAUGUAAAGAACCCUGUGUAAAUCACAUCCACAGAACCACAAAUUGUGGCACAGUGGCAUGCACAGCCACGCUGUGCCACUGCUUUCUAAGGGGACAUGCCUCCCUUAGGAGCCUCUGGCAGCUCUUGCCAAAAAUAUUUUGUUACUUUACUUUCAUGGUUUUUUUUAACAAUUACUAAUUCAAAGAAACACAAGGAAAAAAGACCUCAUUUGGGUCCUACAUACAGUUUGGUGCUUUAACAUUCUGCAGAUUCACAAGAAUUCUGUGAGCGCUGGAAGGGUGCGCUGGACGGCCGUGCACUCUGGACAGUUGUUUAAACCACUUGGUUUAUCAUUCUUGGACAUUUCUCCUAAGGGAAGGAGUAAGGACGGGAUGAAGAGAUUUUCUAGAAUGUUAUUAGUGUCAGGAAAGUAUGACUAACUUAAUCUGAAAGAAGGAGGGAAGGAUUGUGCCUUGAUCAUGGAUGGGACACUUUUUUGUUUCCAUUUAAAUGGUUCCCUUUUAUUAGUUCUGAAAAAUUGAAGGACUUGCCUUAAAUCUAAACACCUACACACACAAGGAAUUGUGUGGCGCAUCACACACAACCGGUGUCUCCUGCCAUUGACACACAGUGCUGAAAGGUGGAGUGUUGGAAUCCUAUGGCAGUCAUCACCCUUGUUACAUUUUUGAUUUCUGUGUUCUGAGUCAAGUUGCAUGUUGUACCCGUACAAUAACCAGACUGUCUUCUCCACUCAAGUUUGUGCUCACUAAACAAAGACUUAACCUACAGGUUCUGUUGUAGGUGCAUUUCUACAUUGUGGAGCUCGGAUCUGUGGCCUCUUACUGCGCGGGAAGCAUGUACUGGCCUGUGCAACAUUUUUUAAGGGGCUCAAUUUGUUUUUAUGUUUUAUGUUUUUUUUUUUAACUACAUUUUGUAUAACAUUUUUUUGAGCAAGCUCAUUACAGGCAAACAGAACAUUUCCAGUUCCCAUUUCAUUUUUUAAUUUUUCAUUCAAAGGUUUAUAUAUGUAAUUUUUGUAAGGAAGAUGUUUUUUUCUUGUGAUAACUAAGAUUUCUUGUUUUUAUACUGAAAUAUUUUCUCUAAGUUUUUUUCCCCCCUCGAGAGUUUUUUUUUUUUUUUUUUUAAGCUUUUUCUCCUUUAGAUCUUGUUACAUACAUUACAACAUGUAUACGAUCUAUAGGGAAUGGUAGCAGUGGAGGUUUUCAGUUAGAGAUAGGAAGGGUCACAGCGGAGGUUUGUAGGUAUUUUUUUUUUUUUGAGAAAGUGAAGCAGGAUCCAUUCAUCCAGCUUUAAUUUUAAUAGGUCAUAUAAAGGCAUUGCAAACGUUAUUUUUUCCUUAAUAUGAGACCAACAAUGUACUGUAUGUGAGCCUUGCUCCCAGAAUUGCAUGAAUGGAGCAGGGCGCGCUCAGUCUUGGAUAUAACCUCAAUAUAUAGCACUUAUUAUCCAUGCUGAGGUCUGUUUUCUAGCUGGAUAACAGCAGCAUGUGAAUCAAACCAACUGCCUGACAGAUUGACUUCUGCAGUUAAGCUCCUUACUGUUUAAAGGGAACAGCAUGUUGCUGCUUUAAAGCAGUUUGUGUUCCCCAUCGGCUCCCCUAGAACUCGGCUGCGUUACAUGGUUCAGUAGGGGUUACGUUGCAGCCUGCACCUUGACAUUGUUCCUUGUCCUGGCAGCAAAUUUCGUAUGUAGAAGAUAAUGGGAAAUAACAGCUAAUCUAUGGGUUUGAACCCUAACAAUGUGCCCUUAACUGUGUGUAUUUAUUAUUAUAUUUUAUGGCCAUUGUGUGACAACACUACACCCUGUGACUGCACCACACUGGCUGCUCACUCUGUAAUUCCCUCUUCAUACACUAAGUGGUACAGUUCUCCUCAUUUCACACAUUCUUUCCUAAUUUUUCACUAUUUGAUCCUGUAGGAUCGUUUUUUACAUUGAAGCGUUUAUGUUGAGUUUAUGUCAUCGUUCCUUUUUAUUAUAGCCACUUCUCAUUUUGGGUCUGUGGCCAGUUUCUUAACCUUGAGAACCAGAAAAUGCUAAACUCUGCAUGACUUGUAAUUCUUCUGAGGUGCAGCAGCCUACAUGCUCCCUUAGGUGCAGCUUGAUUUUGCCAGGUCUAUGCAUUGAGCAUUCACCUGAACACACAAUACAGUUCUUGAACAUUUCUGGAUUGUUUGGAGUUUUCAUGAUGAUUUUUUGGAAUUUACUGCAUGUGAUUAUUUAGAGUCCAUAGAUAUAAAAGUGUUUGGGUACCACAUGAUGGCAGCAUCCAGUAGCAUUGUGGUCAUGGUUAUACUCUGGUCUUAAGUGUGGAUAUCAGAGUUUGCAUAUUUCACAGUAAAACUACUGCAAUAAAUGAUCACUUUUACAGAGGAUAUGGUUUGAAUGCAGCUUUCAGAGCAUGAUGUUACCUUACCAACGACAUGGUUGGAAGUUACAUACGACCCUUAUUUAGCGACAGGCUUUCCUGUUCCUAGCAAUGCGAGCUUUGGGACUGGCUUCAUUUUAUUCUGGGAAUGUACCAGUUGCCAAUAUUUUGAAGGCUAUGUACCUGCAACUGGAAGUAUUUGCCCAGACACUAUCCUCUCAUUGCUGAUAUUCAUUCCUUGUUAAGUUUAUUUCCUAUGUCUCACAUUUCCGCUCAUUCCAUGGGGUUGCAAAUUAUAUGAUUUUGUGUGUGCAAGGGAGGAGCCACACUCCUAUUUCUGGGCAUUGACCUCCCUUUAAAUAUAAAUAAAUAUAUAUAAAAGAUAGUUAUAUAUAGAUAUAUAUAUAUAUAAAUCUAUUUUUCUAGAUUUUAUUAUGUAUUUUGAGGUUGCAUGAUUCAAGCACAGCUCGGUCCUAUACUGUGUACCUGGUUAAGCUGCAGCGCCAGGCUUCGGAGCGGGCAGAGCACAUGUAUUGUCUAUUGUCUGACCCUUGGAAAAGAAAACAGCACUUGUUUCAGUCCUUUUGUAGGAUCAGACUAGGGGUACAGAUAUAUCUUUAACAAAAAAGCAAGUACUUAAAAUAUUGUCAUUUGAAGGAGAAGCUGAUUUUGAGCUGAAAUGCCCGUGCCUGCCGGGGAGACAGACAUGUGGUGCAUCACUCUGCUGGAGAACUGGUGUGUUUCACUGUGCCAGGGAGGGAGUUGGUGUGUCGGACUGCCACAUCUCUCAUUGUGUUCGGUGUGUACAUAUAUUGUUAUUUUUUUAAUCUUUGUAGAACACUAUUGAAGGGCUCGCAUGCUACAAGUUGCAGCCCUGUGCAAACACUGUGUACAGAAUACUUGCUAUCAGUAUCUGGAAGCAAUCAGGGAACAUAUCAGAUGUUCAUAUCCCUGUGCCCAACUUACACUAUCUCCUCUUUUUCCUUUCCCUUAUUGUGUGGCAACAGCUGAAGUUUGCCAGAUGCUGCGUUACCACAUUUUUUUUUUUCUUUCAAACAGUGUUGCAGACAAGUGACUUUUAUUCCAGAAGUGACUGUAACACAUUCAAACAACACGUGUUUUAUUAAUAAGUGCAUUGAGAGCUAAUAUCCAUUUCCAUGCAAUCGUGUCGUGCUAGGCCUAAUCUAGGCCAUAACUGGAGAAGGGGGCUGCCAAUUCUUGCUGCUACAAAUGUCAUCAGAUAUGUGUAGAAGGGCUUAGAUGGUACAAGGAAGUUUUCUUUUUAAAUAUUUGUCAUUCCCAGUAUCUUUAUUUCGUAAACUCGUAGCACUUGUAUUCCCAGUUAUCAAACACUUCUGCCUGUACCUUGAUGCCCCAGCAAAUACCCCCCCCCCCCCCCACACUGCCUGGAACUGAUAUAUAAUGUAUAAUAAAAUCAAGACUGCAUUUUCUUCUGAGAUAGGUCUCUGGUCUGUGUAGAAUGGGUCAUCCUGUAGGAUCAGAAGGAAUGCUGGCAGAAUGCUUGCAGAGGGAAAGAUGCAGGUGACUUUCUUUUUUUUCUUUUUUUUUUUUUACAGUUACAGAAUUUGUUUUUUCCUGAGGUGGGCAAGAUCCCCUCGUCCUGAAAACACACUGUGUUUCAAGAAAUCUUUAUAUAUAUUACAGCUAUAAAUUUUACAUUUUAAUGUAAAAAAUUGUAAAACCUUGAACGAAAAACCAUUUCAUAGGUUGAGCCCCCCGAGGUAGUCCUACAUGUCGGCAGACGGGGUAACACCAAUUUCCUGUGACUGGAGGCGACACUUUAAUUUUGCAAGACUGAAAGGUGUGUGUGUGUAAAUAUAAAUAUAUAUAUAUACAUAAGAUAUAUAUAAUUAAGAGUAUAUACUUAGAGAGUUUGAUGCAACAUUCACCCGAUCUUACAUCAGAUCUGUAAUGACAAUUUUUGUAUCUGUGAAUAUUUUUUCUUUUUCCAUUGAAUUUGUUUGAGCCUACUAUUACGGAAACGUGGGCCAUCUUGUUCCCAGCACUUUUUAUGUUCCUCUGAGGGAACUGGAGGCUGAUUUUGUUUUUAUUCCUCUUUUUUUUUUUUUUUACUUUUUUGAAAUUUUAUAUUGUUUGCCAUUUUUUCACCAACAUUUUCCAUUAUCUUUUUUUUUUUCUGUGGCAAGAGCGACUGAUUUGAACUUUGUUAACAGUGCAGUAUUUUGUACCACAUGAUGGCGGUGUGUUACUCUCGUGGUGUAAAUAAACUGAAAUGUUAAUUA
Xenopus tropicalis (tropical clawed frog) is the source of this 8558-nucleotide messenger RNA. RefSeq names its product histone deacetylase 4 (gene hdac4). NCBI's taxonomy places the organism in Eukaryota, Metazoa, Chordata, Amphibia, Anura, Pipidae. Gene Ontology annotation, molecular function: histone deacetylase activity; histone deacetylase activity, hydrolytic mechanism. The coding region runs from base 621 to 3821 and encodes 1066 amino acids. Gene Ontology annotation, biological process: chromatin remodeling; negative regulation of transcription by RNA polymerase II. The transcript has 27 exons. Gene Ontology annotation, cellular component: nucleus; cytoplasm. The record is from RefSeq and is a predicted model, not a curated record.